Molecule: messenger RNA, 996 nt
Organism: Rhopilema esculentum
Lineage: Eukaryota; Metazoa; Cnidaria; Scyphozoa; Rhizostomeae; Rhizostomatidae
Product: cell cycle checkpoint protein RAD1
Biological process (GO): DNA damage checkpoint signaling; DNA repair
Cellular component (GO): nucleus; checkpoint clamp complex
Source: RefSeq, a predicted model, not a curated record
AGACGAUGGCCUAACCUAACUAGCAAUGCCCGUGCCAGAUAGAAGCAUGUCUCAAGAAUCAGAGGAAUCUGACGAAGGUGACAAGUAUGUCUUUGUUGCCAGAAUGGAUAACGCCAGGAAUCUUACAAAUGUUUUAAAGGCGAUUAACUUCAAAGAUGUAGCAAAUGUCUUUUUGUCAGAGGAUGGUCUAAAGAUAACAGUGGAAGAUAGCAAAUAUAUACAAGCCAGUGCUUUUGUCCAGUCAUCUAUAUUUCAGGAAUAUUCAUUCAAGGAUGAAAAUGCUGUUUUCACAUUAAAUCUUAAUGUUAUGCUAGAGUGCUUGAAUAUAUUUGGAAGCAGUAAAGAUUCUUGUUCCUUCACUGCUUUGAAGAUGUGCUAUGGGGGCCAUGGGUCACCACUUAAGCUUAUGCUAGUUGAAGAUGCUGGCAUAUUGACUGACUGUAGUAUAAAGACACAAGAACCUGAUGAUCUUCUUGAGUUUGAUUUUUCUGGUGAAGAUGUUGAAAACAAAAUUAUUAUGAAGUCUGAUGCCCUUAAAGAUGCAUUUGCAGAGCUGGAUAUGACAAGUGAUUUCAUUGAAAUUCUAAUGUCUCCUGAUGCACCAUAUUUCAGAAUAUCAACUUAUGGAUAUGCUGGCAGUAGUCAUGCUGACUAUCCCAAAGAUUCAGACCUUGUUGAGGUCUUUGAAUGUAACAAAACACAAACUAACAGAUACAAAACAACGCUGUUGAAACCAUCGACAAAGGCACUUAGCUUGUCAACUAAAAUUUCUAUUCGGAUGGAUAAACGUGGUUUUUUGUCCAUGCAGUACAUGAUCGUGACUGAUGACAGGCAGAUCUGUUUUGUCGAAUUUUUGUGUUGUCCAGAUGAAGAUGUCGGCGAAGAAGUUGCUGAUGAAUGAGGUCAUAUUUUCCUCUCUGUUAAAUGAAGCGAAGUCUUUUACAAACACGAAGAGAAUGCAGGUUGAUUUCAUUUGGUCAUUGAAAAUACUAAGAA